UAAAUGUGUGUUCUGUGGAAGACCUUUAUUUUGGCACUUCCGGUAGUGCUCAGAAGCGGAAGUUUUGCAGCACGUCACACGUGUUUAGUACGAGACUAAACUCGAGGAAAAAUGGCUAAGAACAGCAAAUUAAAGCAGAAAACAAAUGGUAAAAGUGGAGCGAAACAGAAGCAGCGUAAAUGUGUGCUGAUGUUCGAUGAUAAAGACAGACAAGAUUUCCUGACGGGUUUCCACAAGAGGAAGCUGGAGCGGCGGAGAGCAGCGCUGGAGGAGAUGAGGAACAAGCUGAAGGAGGAGCAGAAGCGCGUGAGAGAGGAGAGACACAAAGAGUAUCUGAAGCAGCUGCAGGAGCGCCGCGAGGCUCUGGACGAGGCGGACGAGCUGGAAGACGUGAUCACGGCGACGACAGAGAGCAUUCAGUACGACCAUCCCAACCACACCGUCACCGUGACGACCAUCAGCGACCUCGACCUAUCAGUAGACAGAUUGCUAGAGCCACAGCAGAGAGAUGAACAGAAUGAAGAGGAGAAAACAAAAGCCCUUCCCAAGAUAGCUGGAAACCCGCUCCUGUCCAAAAAGAUCCAGAGCCUCACUUCAUCGCUCAACAGCCUCACUAAACAGAAGAGGAGGGGCAAACGGAGGUCCAAAAAGGAAAUGAGGCGGAGAAACCAUCAGAGCGAAAAGAAGUCCUCAUCCACCCAAGACAACAAGAUCCGCCCGGGCAGAAGCACAAAGGCGCAGAGACGCAAACGAACGGGUCAGAGCGAACGCCAUCAGGACUGAUGGAGUUACACUCGAGAUGACGCGUGUCUGUCAGACUCACAGAGCGACUGAUGCAUCGAACCCAUGAACUCUAUUUUUACAUGUUUGAUACUUUAAAAGGACAUUAAAAAGGAAAGCUUACAUGUUACAGUGUCAUACUUUCAUUCCCUCUUUAGGCCUGUUCACAGCAAUAACUGUAUAACAGUCAGUAACUGUAAUGAUAACAGUACUGAUAACUAUAUAAUAAUAAUAAUAAUAAUAACUAUAACAUUCAGUAACUACUAUAUAAUUACAGUAACAAUAAUUAAGUACAGUAUAUAAUAAAUAUAAUAUUCAGUAACUAUAAUGAUAAUGUCUCAGAUCUACCAUGUCUGCACUUCAUUUCCCAUCAUCCCUCCUUGACCUCACCUGCACUCCAUCGGCCAUCACCUCUCCUGAAAGCUAAUCACACACACCUGCACCUCGUCUGCCCCCUCAUCAUAUAUAAGCACACACCUCACCUCUGUUCAUGGUCCGGUCUCGUUCUAACAAAGAGGAGUCUCUCAAUGUUUCUCCAAGUGACUGUUCUCCAGCAUACCUCCUGUCUUAUCUCCAUUGUGAUCUCCUGUUCUCUACUCCAGCGUGUCGGCCAGUUUUAUACCAACAAGGUGUGUGCAUUCAUCUGUCCUCCCUCUGGUCCAUCCACGAUCUCCUGUAAGAAAAGUCAUUCCAUUAUUAUCAUCAUCUACACAGUCAAAAUAUCAUUUGAACUUCCUACUUGCCUGCCAUCAUCCCAUCUGCUCUGUUGCUGUCAAUAAAGACAUCUGUAUAACUGUA
Megalobrama amblycephala (Wuchang bream) is the source of this 1578-nucleotide messenger RNA. Its product is annotated as nucleolar protein 12-like. The transcript is spliced from 6 exons. The coding region runs from base 112 to 783 and encodes 223 amino acids. Gene Ontology annotation, molecular function: RNA binding. The record is from RefSeq and is a predicted model, not a curated record. Lineage: Eukaryota; Metazoa; Chordata; Actinopteri; Cypriniformes; Xenocyprididae. Gene Ontology annotation, cellular component: nucleolus.